AUGGCGUCGCGGGAGCCGGCGGUGCGCGCGGGCGCGUCUCCUCGGGCAACCGGUAAACACUGCGGCGGGCCAGCGGGGCCCUGGACGCUGGCGGCGCCCGCGGGACCCGGAGUCCUCGGCCGGGCUGUGAGGCGUCCAGGCCCCCGAGACGAGCCCGGGGGGCGCCGGGCAGACCCUGAUCCUCCUGAAGUUGUCCCGGGAGGUGGUGCGGCGCGGCGGCCGAGCGGCCCCAUCCCGCCAGGCGGAGGCUCGGCCGGGCCAGAGCGACUGGGGACGGCGGGGCCGGAGGUCGGUCCUCACCGCCGGGCUCCACCGCGUGCGCUGUUCCGGGUCUUGUCCUCGGGUCAGGGACAAGUGACAGCGAGGGAGUUGUUCCUUGCAGUACAAUUACUACACAUGUGUCAAAUUUUCAGUGAAAUGACACUGCCCGAGGAAACACAGAAGCUGACACAACCUCAAGACAACUGCAAGAGGAGCUGAGAAAGUCCCUUCUCUAUUUACAUCUAAUUGUUGCAGAGCUCAAUUUCAUAAAGUCUAUCUGGUCACUCUGGUCAAACUUGUAACUCUUCUUCAUCACACCAGGAGAUAUGAAUUUACACAGUCUUUAAAAAUCAGUGUUGGUCACCAAGAACCAACUGUAUAGCAGCACAUAGAACUCUGCUCAAUGUCAUGUGGCAGCCUGGAUGGGAGGGGGUGCUAGGGGGAGAAUGGAUACAUGUAUAUGUGUGGCUGAGUCCCUUCGCUGUUCACCGGAAGCUACCACAACAUCGUUCAUCAGCUAUGCCCCAAUACAAAAUAAAUUUAUUUUAAAAAAUCA
Bubalus bubalis (water buffalo) is the source of this 817-nucleotide messenger RNA. Its product is annotated as proline-rich protein HaeIII subfamily 1. The coding region runs from base 1 to 480 and encodes 159 amino acids. NCBI's taxonomy places the organism in Eukaryota, Metazoa, Chordata, Mammalia, Artiodactyla, Bovidae. The transcript has 3 exons. The record is from RefSeq and is a predicted model, not a curated record.